UUUAUAUGUUAUCUAUUCUGACUUCAAUCAAUUAGUACUCAACAUUUGAUCUCUUUCCCCUUUUCCUCUCUCCCCACCAAAUUCUGAUCGGAAGCAAAGCCACAUCUACAGACCGGGAUGGGCAAGAUGCAGUCUUUCAAGGAACAGUUUUCUUUCGACGAAAGGGCUGAAGAAUCACAGGAUAUCAUCGCCAAAUAUCCCGAUCGAGUUCCUGUUGUUGCAGAAAGAUAUUCUAAGUCUGACCUUCCUGAAAUGGAGAAGAGGAAAUUCCUGGUACCUCGUGACAUGUCAGUCGGCCAAUUUAUCCACAUUUUGGGUGCAAGGCUCCGCCUGGAUCCCGGGAAAGCUCUCUUUGUAUUUGUGAAGGAUACAUUACCACAAACAACAAGCUUGAUCGAGUCCUUGUACAAUUCAUCCAAGGACGACGACGGGUUCCUUUACAUGUGCUACAGCAGCGAGAAAACAUUUGGCAGCACUCAUACUGUUAUGCGGAAUGAGUUUUCUCUUAGCUAAUGCCUAAUAGUAUGCCUGUGACUGUAAAUAUAUUUGAAUCGUAUGCAUACAUUUGUUAAUUGUUUUUGUGUGGCUGGAAUGUCAAAUGUGUGUCAUUGUGUCUCAAA
Salvia hispanica is the source of this 620-nucleotide messenger RNA. RefSeq names its product Ubiquitin-like superfamily protein (gene APG8H). The record is from RefSeq and is a predicted model, not a curated record. Lineage: Eukaryota; Viridiplantae; Streptophyta; Magnoliopsida; Lamiales; Lamiaceae.